Messenger RNA from Trichechus manatus latirostris (Florida manatee), 9620 nucleotides. RefSeq names its product ADP ribosylation factor like GTPase 5B (gene ARL5B). Bases 4226 to 4654 code for a protein of 142 amino acids. Gene Ontology annotation, molecular function: GTP binding; GTPase activity. The transcript is spliced from 6 exons. Lineage: Eukaryota; Metazoa; Chordata; Mammalia; Sirenia; Trichechidae. Gene Ontology annotation, biological process: protein localization to Golgi membrane; intracellular protein transport; vesicle-mediated transport. Gene Ontology annotation, cellular component: trans-Golgi network; cytoplasm. The record is from RefSeq and is a predicted model, not a curated record.
AGGAAAGUUCUGUGGGCCAGUUCUACUCUGUCACAUGGGGUUACUAUGAGUUAGAAAUUGACUCCAUUGCACCUAAUGACAACAAACACUGUGUUGAUAUCUGCCAUUACUUCAUUUACUAUACAUAAACGUGUAUCGUUUGGGCUCCAGAGAUUUAUAGAUUACUAACACAGGCAACCCUUAUCUCUCUGAGCCCUGUGUUGAGGAAAGGGAAGCAGCUUGGUCUCCUAGGAGAGAUUUCUAGUGUAAUAUGAUGCCCAAGGUGACUAUCUCCAGGUAUGCACACACAUUUUUAAAACAUUCUGAUUCACUUUAACUCAGAUACUCAUGGUAAUGUCUCAACACAAAAUUAUUUGACUAUCCACAAAAAAAGUGUACAUACCCCAUCUCCAACAUACACACAUUUCUGCCCUAAAGCAUGGGUAGCUUGUACUCUGUGUCAGCAAGCUGAUUUAAAUAAUGUCCAUCAAAAACAAAGUAAAUUUGCUACAAUUAUAUUUUCAGAAUUUAUUCUAAAUCUGUUCUAAAUAAAGUAGUAUUUUCUAUGUUAUAAUUUUUCCUGCUUAUGUAAGGCUAAUUGAGAAUUGAUCGUGUUUUCAUCAACUAAACAUUUAGUUUUUAUGUAGGAUGGUUUGAGGAGUUAGAGUAAAGAAGGUAUAAUUUACCUGUGUACAUUGAAAAUCAGUUGAAAACACACAGUUGUAUACCUUUUUUCCUUACAACUUUAGACUUCCAUUGAAACAAACAUACACUCUCUACUCUGUAAGUAAAAAUAAUAUUAAAUGUCUAAUGUCAUCUGAUUGGCAGCAAUUCAAAAUCUGACCUUUGGAAUAGAUCCCUUAUCACUUUUAAGUGAGACAGACUUGAACUACAAAUAACUACAAAUAUUUUGAAAUUUUCUUUUUAACCUAUUAGGUAUGCAAAUAAUAAAAGUUACUGCUGGUUAAUACAAAUAGUACAAAUUAGUAAUUAUCAUUCUACAUCUGCUUUAGUUAGCCAUGGUACAUGAAGGAAAUUAUUUAUAUCAAGGCAAUGCUUCAGAAAAUCCCUCUGACAGUUACAUUGUUUAGUUGUGUGUGUGUUUGUGGUGUUUCAUUACAAAAAAUAAGAUCUUUUUGUGACCUAUUGAUUAUGCCAACCAAGAAGACAGCAGCACAGAACAGGUACCCUAAGUCAUGCUUUUCAAGUAUGAGGGCUUCUUUGAACAUCAAGUAAUAUUACAUGAUAGUAAGUUAUGCUUUUGGUAUCUAUUGAUGUGAAAAUUUGAUAAAACCACUGUGAAUUCAAUAAUACCUUGAAGUAGCUUUGUUCUUUAUCAAUCUAGACACCACCUGUGGACAUUGAAACAACAUGUUAAUUGAAUUUUCUGCUUACAAUAAGGAGUGUGUAUGUUUGUUCUUUUCUCUAUUUUUCAUUGCUGCUUGAAUGGGUAAAAGCUUUACUUCUGUGAACUAAAGUUCUUGGUCAUUGACAUACCAACUGAAUUCAAUUUCUACCUUAGACGCCGAUAUUUUAUUAGAUUAUGCUAUACUAGUUACACAUGAAAGUUGAAGGAUAAAGGAGUGAUGAAUCAUUUACUAAUAAAGAUGAUGAAUGAAAUGUAUUCCAUACUGUAUCCCCAAACUCCUCUUACCAUUCAUUUCAUUCAAGUAGCAGCUAAGUGCAGUGAAGGCAGUUGAAGGCAGAAUUACAGUAUGGCACAGUACAAACAGCUUUUAUUUUGUACUUGAUAUUUUAGUAGAUGACCUUUGAAAUUGCUUUCAGUCUUACUGUAUAGAUGAUGUUAAAGAGAUAUUUCAAAGAAAAGAUUAAAAAUAAACCCAGAUUCCAGACAGAGCAGGAGAAAAAUUGUAGAACAAAAAAUCAAAUUCACAAAAGAGACCAGACUUACUGGUCUGACAGAGACUGGAGGUAACCCUGAAACUGUGGCCCUAAGACACCCUUCUGAACUGGAACUGAAGCCAUUCCCAGAGACCACCUUUCAACCAAACCAUAGACCCAUAAAAUAAUAACACUCGAGAGGAACGUGUUCCUUAGAACAAUCUAAAGAUCAAAAAGGCAACUUUAGCCCAAAAGCAAAGAUGAGAAGGUGGGAAAGGGUAGAAAAUCAGGACGAAAGGAAACAGGGAACCCAUGACAGAAAUGGGGAGAGUGCUGACACAUUGUCAGAAAUGAAAUCAACGUCAUGGAACACUUUAUGUACAAACUAUUGAAUGGGAAACUAAUUUGCUGUGUAAACUUUCACCUAAUGCACACACACACAAAAAGAAACCAGAGUUUUUUCAUGCUUCUUGAAAGCAUUUAGUUUUUCCUUUUUUAUUGAUGAUGAUUUAUACAGAAUCAGGUUAUUGAUGAUAAUUGUAAUAUCCGAAUAUAUGCCUCAGCUUAUCUGAAGGAUAUAUGUACAUACAUUCAUCAUAAGACAGAGUUGAAAUUGUGUUUUGUCUUAAUUGCUAAAAUUCCAUAUCAAUGAGGGAGAGUGGGAAGGGGAUUUGAAAGUGUUCUAAAGUUAAUUAAACCUUAUGCAAUUUUAAUGAAAUUUAUACUGUAUUCACCUUCAGAAUUUGUAAACCCUACUUAGUUGAAAUUGGGGAUCAACCUCUCAAAGUGAUACAUUAUUAAUUUUACUGUCAGAAGGCUUCAAUAUUAUGAUCAUAAUAAUAAUACAAAACAUGAAGCAAAGAGCAGGAUAUUUGAAAAUGAGCCAUCUGGUACUGGCCCUUUCUUCUCUUCUCCCCAAGUGUAGCUUACCUUUAGACUAGUGGGUUCCUUCUCCAGCAGGGACCCCAUGAUCUCUAGAUUCUGGGUGGUUGGAGUUUUCAGUUGUAAACAGUUAUCAACACAAAAUUCAGAAUGCUUGAUGCCAAACAAUGUCUUUGCUCCUCCACUGAUAAGAGUACUCUUCUUGCAGUGUAAUAAGGGAGAAUAACAAGGAAACACUUCGAGAAAUUGGAAUAUGAACCAAAAUAGUCAAAGAAGGAGAAUUAUACUGAAUUAUGUUAAUAAGCAAACAAGUUUUUGUUUUUCUUUUUUUUUUAACAAAGCAGCUUUUUUCUAUAGUUAAGAAUAACCCUCUCAGAGGACCAGGUCUAUUUGUCCUGCAGUAUUAUAGACAGUGGCAACAGCAUGCGGGUCAUUAGAAGAUUCAAAGAUGGUUUGUCAUCUCAAGAACUUUUGGUAAAUGUAGGUGGGAAAACUUUCAGGUAUAAAAACAACUUGGUAAAAAGCAAACUUGAUUAGUUAUGGCCCUUCUUUUUUAGCUAAUGUAGUAAGACUUUAGGGUAGGAAUAUAUCCUGAUAUUUGAUUAGCAGAAUUUUGGCGUUCAUCAGAGGUUAUUCAGCAGGACAGGGUUCCAGUAUGAAAUGUGUCAAAUUAUUGGCUACAGAUCAGUUGAUUAUGCUGUGGUUCUUGUGGCAAGUUUCUUACAUACCCUGUUGUGGUUCAUCAGUAGCUUUUUAAGCAGUCUGUCCCAGGUAAGGGAGAAGUCUGUAUAAGUUAAGCAUCUAGAAAAAGCAGUAUCUGGGGUGUUCACUACUUUCAAAGAAGGUUUCAGAAUAUCUCCCAUUUAACAGAAUAGUUAGAAGGUCCUUGAGAAAUACUUGUGGAAGAAGUGACUCUUCAGUGCAUGGCACCAGAAGGAGGAGUAGACUGAAGGGAUUUUUGUUACACCAAGAGCAGACAAACAGUAUCUGCUCAAAAGAAUUAUAUAACCAAGACUGAAAAAGCACUAAAGAUUAAGUAAUGUUUAUGUAUCUGUAAAUUAACUUAAGGAAAGAAAAACUGGUUGAGAGUAUGUGCUUCUCUUACAGAGGGAAGAAUUCCAAGUGAGGUAAAUCUUAUAUUGGAUUUCAGUGAAAGGAAGAAAAAUAUCCUGGUACAUGUAGGUGGCAAAACUUAUAGUUGUAAAAACAAUUUGAUAAGCUAACUUCAUUGGUAGAGAAAGCAUGCAGGUGUAUAAAACAGACUUUUUAAAACUUAUGUUUUAAAUCAUGUCAUUGUGUUAAGUUUUGUAUUUGGGUCCCCCCCAAUUAAAUAUAUGAACAAGUUUCCGUGUGUUCCCCUCUUAACUAUCUCCUACAUUGUUUUACAAGGUAACUAGCUAGAGAACAUCGUAUUAGAUUGUCUCACUGAAGGAAGUAGCCGUAACAUCAUAAAUAAGAACACAAAGUAAUUAUAGUGGGACUGGAUAAUGCAGGGAAAACCACCAUUCUUUAUCAGUUCUUAAUGAAUGAAGUGGUUCAUACGUCUCCAACUAUAGGAAGUAAUGUUGAAGAAAUAGUUGUGAAGAACACUCAUUUCCUCAUGUGGGAUAUUGGUGGUCAAGAGUCACUUCGGUCAUCGUGGAACACAUAUUACUCAAACACAGAGUUCAUCAUUCUUGUUGUUGAUAGCAUUGACAGGGAACGACUAGCUAUUACGAAAGAAGAAUUAUACAGAAUGUUGGCUCAUGAGGAUUUACGGAAGGCUGCAGUCCUUAUCUUUGCAAAUAAACAGGAUAUGAAAGGGUGCAUGACAGCAGCUGAAAUCUCUAAAUACCUCACUCUUAGUUCUAUUAAGGAUCAUCCAUGGCACAUUCAGUCCUGCUGUGCUUUAACAGGGGAAGGGUUGUGUCAAGGUCUGGAGUGGAUGACCUCCCGGAUUGGUGUGAGAUAACUUUUUUGCUCGAAAGAGACUGUUCUAUUUAUUCUGUGAACAUGAACAUUUUUUCCUGGUACCAUUGGCUGCUAAGGCAGCAGCAUGUUUAAUUUAUAACAACACAAACCUCUAUGAGCAACACUUGAAUCAAGUGCAGCUGAACUGGAACAUAAAAGAUUUUUUGUUAUCUUUUUUUAAUGCACUAAUCUUCAGUUGGAUGAACAUAAUGUAUAACUGUUUUCAGCAACAAAAUUCUUCUGACUGCUUAUUCUUAUUAUUCAGUGACUGCCUUGUAAGAAAUGUUUGUCAUAUGUUUAAUGUUUUCUGAGGUAUUGUAAUAACCCUAAUGACCAAUUUCUUUCAUUUAUUGACCCUCCCUCCCCCAGAUAAUUACUGGUUUAACAAAGUAGUAGUGAAAAUCAUCAGGUGUUGCUUGCAAACUUCUCUAACUCUAAAUAUUUGGCCCCUCUAUAAACCACUUACCUUUUGGACAGAAUUUAGAGAGAAAAAAAAAAUGUGCUUAGAGAAUAUAUACAAGGAAGAUUAAGUAUCAUGGGAAUUUGCCUUUAAAUAAGUAACUUCCCCCACAUCAUUGCAAAUCAUAGAAUAAUUUUUAGUCAAUAUUAGCAUGGAAAUUAAAUAGGUUAUUUAUUUAUCUAAAAGAAUUAAGGUGGCUCUUCUGCCUGUGAAUUUGGAAAUGAGGAAAUAUGUGUUUUUAUUCACAUUUGUCAAAAAUUAAUCAAGGUAAAAUAUUUAUUUGAAAACCCAGCUUUGAUGGUAAGUUUUGUUGGUUAAAUCUCAUAUUUUUAGAAUUUCACAUUAUUCAACGCAUACAUAACUAUAGGAAAUUAUUAGAGCAUACCAGCACUAAAAUUAAAACAAGACACUUGAGGUAUAUUUUAUUAUCAAUUACAGACAAUUUUAUUAACAGUAAAAAGUUCAACUGUUCCAUUUGCAAGGGACAUCACAUCUUUAGGUACUGUUUUGGCCAAUAGCUAAAGCAGAAGUAUAAGUAGUUCAUAUUAUUUCUUAAAAUUCAAAAAUUUUAUGUGUCUGUAAUAGCAUUUCUACCACCAGCAGUAUAUUUCUUAAAAUACCAUGUGGCUUUCCUUGAAUCUAUUUGAGGUUUCAGUGUAAUAGGCUUGAAGCAAUUGCCAUUAUAAACAUGGCAAUCUUUCACUGGAUUAUAGACAACUGCUGAAUUUAAUCCUAGUUUUUAGAAUAUUACUAGAGAAUCAAACUUAGCACACUGACAGCUUAUAAAUUAAAUUUAAAAAGAAAAAAAGCCAUAAUCUAUAAAAAGUUUAUUGGAUAACAUUAAAAAGUUUUUGAGGCAGUUGUCUAAUAUGAACACAACCUAAACAUUGCAUACCUUAAAUGAAGAGGGAGGACAAGUAUUCUGAUUUCAGUUCUGUUUAUUUCAAGUAUGUGAUUUUGCUAUAAUGAAAAGGAUAAAAUGCACACUUAAAAAAUACUUCAUUUUUACAGUAUUUUUUAAAAAAUUUGGGUCAAAUAUAAGAUUCAGUGUUCAUAAGAAUAUCAGAAUACCUGUUCAAAAGCUGUAUUUUAAUUCUAAUAUUUUUUAUUUGUAAAUUGAUUUAAAUUUUGCCUUGUUUUCAGGUGUAUUGGGUUUAUUAUAUUUAAUUAAAUUAAAUGUGGUAACAUUUUUCUGAUUUCUCAUUAGUGGUAGCACAUCUCAAAACUGAAAAGUCAGAGUGAGGUUUCCUGGACUUUGGGAACUAGUUGUUUGACUUUGUUUUGAACCUUUUUCUUAGUGAUCCUAUAACAGAUAGAACAUAAGGUUUUUUUUGUUUUAAUCAACAAGAUGAGAGAAAAGCAGACAUAAAUCAGUAUGGCUGCUUUGUGGUUUGUGGAGGAGGCAGAGAAGGAAAAUUAUGAAAGUACCAUUUACCUACAGCACACUUUGCCUGCAUUUCUAUGUUGGAUGUAUAUAGGUUAGCCAUAAGUACUGAGGAUAAUUCUCAAAAGUCUGUUUUGAAAACAGCAUAUUCAGUACUCCUGUAUGCAUUCUUACUAUGAAAUGAUUAUUUGCCCUUUUUGUAUCUAAAUAUGAUUGGCUGGCUCAAUUUUCUUCUAUCAGAUUAUCUGCUUAUUUUUUAUAUUACCACAUCAGCAUUAUAUUGAAAGUGUUUUUGAUAGUUGAGUAUAUUUUGUCAAACAACUACUAGUAUAGACUCAAAUUUGCUAUUUAAUUUUUAAAAUACAAUUUAUUUUAUUUUCUAAAUUCUUUUUAAAACAUGUUUAUUUUGAAUUAGAAAUGAUUUAUGCUAGCUGUGUAUUGAAGAUGAACUUGGCAUCCAACUAGAUUUUGUGCCAACAAUUGGGAAAAGUUCAAUUAGGAAGUUUAUGUAAGACUUUUUAAAAGUAUUUUAUAAGUUUUCAUUAGAUAUUUUUUGUUACAGUAAUGUGAAAACCAUGAUCCUUUACUCCAAGAGAAUGUUUUAGCCCAACCAAGUAUCUAAUACUUUAUAAAGCAUUAAUUCUGUCAUUCACUUUAAAUCAAUUAAAGAUACUGUCUGAUAAAAAUGUAAAUUUGUAAUCCAUUAGUGCCUUUAUUCAUAUUUUGAGAUACGUUCCCGAUGGUGUACUAUACCUGUUCUUUGGAGGUCAGAUUGGCAAGCAGAUUUUUUUAGCAAUGAAAUAUAAUUUGCAUUUCACCCUCCCCUUCAACUCCAGGUAUUUUCUAGAAAAGUUUCUAAUAAGUAGUAGAAAGAAAGCAAGCACAUUACCCUUGGGAGAUUAUUCUACAUUUUGCUUUUAAUUUGAGGAUAAGGAAAUUGAAUUUUAACUGAAAUCUUUUCAAUAUAUUAUUAUAACUCAGUGUAAAACUUCUACUCUUGUAAGUUCAAAUAUGCUAUUUUUCUUAAUUCUGAACAUGUUACUUCAUAUUUAAACUCAUCAUUCUUAUUGAAGCCUUUUGAGAACUCUUUUAGUGAUUAACAGGCCCUUUUACAUGGGAAUAUAUUGCAUAUUUUGAAUCGUUAAUAUAAUUCCUUGAAAUCUGAAGUAUAUAUAAUCUCUUAAAGAUUAAAUGCACAAUUUUUACUUUUAGGUUCUUGUGUUAGUAUCUUAAAGGUAUAUGUAAUCACUUAUAUUCUGUAUUCAUUAGAGGAAAGAUAAUAAAUUCAAAUUCCAUUGCUAAAAAUAAUUUUUAAAUGGACACCACCUCUAUAGCCAUAGUCAUUUUGAUUAAGCAUAAUUUAACCCUCUAUAUUUAUAUUAUAAAGUGAAAAUAAUUAUUUUCCUAUGGAAAUAGUGAAUAAUAUAGGCAGUGUUGUAAAUUGUAAAUAAUAUCCUACCAAGAGUUAUGGGAGAUCCCCAAACAAAAAGAAGAAAGAAGACAAUAAAAGCUUUUUUUUUGGCCUUUCGACGUAUCUUAGGGAAAAUUAUAAACAGGAUUGUUUCUGACUAGCAUUCUCAUUUAAUCCUUAACUGUGUGAAACCGUAUCAGUAGAAAAAUGUGUUGGUAUUAUGCCUAGAUAGAUAUGUUUCAUUUUAUCUAUUACUUUGGAUCUAAAAAACUUCACAUCUAGUUCAAUUUUAAAGGAUACUUUACAUUUUUAGGAAUAAUGUUACUUCAAGAUACAUAGCAUGGUGUAUUAGAAAGAAUAUUAUGCUAUCUAAAGAAGUGGAUUUAAAUUUUAAUUCGGCCGUUAAUUGUCUUGCUGACUUUAAAUCAUUUAUUUACUGUCCAUGUACUUGCUUUUUGGUUUUUGGUUUUUUUUGUGGGUUUUUUGUUUUUCUCUGCUGAGGAACCUAAGCAAACUAGAGCUCUAACAUUUUUUGAUUUUAAAAUCCUGAAUUCUUACAUACUAUCAUUAAAAUUGGAAAACCCAGAAAAUAGUAGGGAAAGACAUAUAAUAUGAAAUUAAAUUCAUUUCUGUUAUUUGAUUUCUACAAUGGGCUCAAACAGCAAUGUGAGGAUGGUGCAGGAUCGGGCAGUGUUUCAUUCUGUUGUACAUAGGUUGCUGUGAGUUGGAACCAACUCCAUGGCACCUAACACCACCCAUUUAUCAUUUCAUUUAGUAUGUGAAUACAAUCAAUUAAAGUAUCAGUUAGUAACUGGCAUUUGACUUGAACUAGUAGCUAGUAACAAUGCAAAAGAAAACAAGCCAUAUGCUAAGAAAAUUAAGCUUCAUAUUAUGUACCAGUGUCUGUUGGUGGAAAUAGUCUCUUCUAGGGAUUUUACCUUGCUCAUUUUUUUGGCAUUUACUACUUGAAGUGGUUAGUUUGUUCCAUUUAUUGGCUUUAAGUACCACCCCAAACUAUAGUUCUGUUUGACUUUCUAGUAUUGUAAGUAUAGUGUAGUCAUGAUGUCAGUAUUUUACAAGUGUCUGUAUAUAUCUGAAAGUGGUUUAUAGUCAAGAUUAGUUUUUUUAGUAAUGUUUAAUCCUUAUCCAUUUAGUAUCAGUAUGGAGACUGAAAUCCAAAAGCUAAGUUCCAAAAGGAGUAUUUUCUUAAGCGUUCCAGGUAACCAAAGCUAAAUAGAAAGGCCAAUAUGAAAACUAUUUCAGCUACUCCAUUUUAAUUUUAAAGUCCAAAAAUACUUUGUUCAGCAGAUCUACAAACAGCUUUAAGUGUAUAUGGUUUGGUAACAUGUUUGGGAGAUGUUAAUUUGGAGGUUUAGAUACACACCCGGAAACAAAAGACAACAAUAGGGUAGAAUAAUCUUCAAAAGGUUGUUAGAUAAUAGAAAAUUUGAAUGAAAACCAUGAACUCCCCCAUUUAACGCACUUAAAAUUUCUAGAAAGUACAGUCUUCUGCUGUACAGCUGGAUGGCCUGUGUUUUUCAUUUGGCCGCAGGACAUGAAGACUGAUGAGGCUGUAAGAAUUUGAAAGUGUAGUCACAUAGAUGCAGGUUUUGCAUUUUUGUUUUAAUCAGAAAGCUACAGUUUCCCCUGGAGAUGAGGAAAUAACAUUUUUUUUUUUUUUUGCAUAUAUUUUGGAAUAGAAAUAAAAGUUC